Molecule: messenger RNA, 534 nt
Organism: Neodiprion virginianus
Lineage: Eukaryota; Metazoa; Arthropoda; Insecta; Hymenoptera; Diprionidae
Product: leucine-rich repeat extensin-like protein 5
Exons: 1
Coding region: 1-534 (177 amino acids)
Source: RefSeq, a predicted model, not a curated record
AUGCUGGUAUCGGGAAUCAAUUGUAGCGAAUACUUCGUUAGGGCAAUCAUCUUAGAAAGUCCUGGACUUAAAACUACGAGGAACCUGCAGGGAAGCGAGCCUGAAUCUCAGGGCGUCCACCACCAACCACCCCAACUACCUCCGAGCCACUCCAACCACCGUCAACCACUUCCAACCACCUUUGUCCUCCUCGACCACCUCGGCCCACGCCGCCUUCUCCGCCGCCACCCCCUACUCUUCGUCGUCGUCCUCGACCACCUCCGAACACCGCUAACCACCACCAAACACCUCCUAUCACCUCCUACCACCUCCAAACACCUCCUACCAUCUCCGUCCGACUCCUAUCACCCCCUGCCGCGACCUGCCAUCUCCUACCGCCGCCAACCACCUCCUGCAACCUCCUACCAGCUCGGACCACCUCAUACAAUUUCCGAACACCUCCUACCUUCCACUACCACCUCCGACCAUCACCGUCCACCUUCUACCACCCCCUACCGCCUCCUACCAUUUCCGAACACCUCCAACCACCUCUAA